UCUAUCUGAUCCACGGCCAGGCCGUAGCAACCGUUGACAAGUCAAAUCGGUCUCUCACUCACUGUGUCCCAAGCACUCAUUCAGGCCUUGGUCACCAAGUUUUGCUUACAAAAUAGAGAAGAAAUGGCGGACCACAUCAAUAUUGGACACUUCUUCCACCUCUUAAUAUAUGUAUAGACCUAGUACUACUUGAUCAAGGGAAUAGAACUACGCCCUCGUGUGUUGCAUUCUCUCAUGAUAUGAAGUGCUUCAAGAUAGGUGUUGACGCCAAGAACCUGCAGGUCGUCAUAAACCCUGGUUCUCAUGACAAGCCUACGAACAGUGUCACUUAUAAGAAUCUUGAAAUUGAGGUGUCUUCUGCCGUAUUGGAGGUUUCUGUUAGGGAGAAAACCCCGGAGAAAACCCCAGAGAAAACCCCUAGCGUGAAAGCCAAGGCUAAGGAAAUUUUGGAGGCCUAUCUCUCCAAGAUGAAAAAUGCUUUGGAGGAUGAAACAAUUUGUCCCAAGCUUGAGCCUUCAUUUAAGAAGGAGAUUGAAGAAGCCAUUGGCCAUGUGAAUGGGUGGUUAGAGUACGUUCAAAAUCCGCAGGCAAACGACAACGAGAUCGAGAAACAUCUGGAAAGGAAUAAAAAAGAUUACUACGAUCCCAUCAUUUCAAAGAUCAAACAACUUAAAUAAUCGAGCAGCUCCACUUGAUCAAGUUAUAGAUGACUGCUAUGUAUGUAGUCGAUCUGCCGAAUGGAACUCGUACUACUACUAAAGUUGCAACAAUAUUAAUAUGUUAUCACUUUGUUUGUCAGACCUUUUAAUUAUACUAGUUUUAAUAUUAUUGGUGUGUUUAAAUUUGCGCGCAGUAGUACUGUUCAAUCGUUACAUGUUGCAACAUUUGACAUUUCUGGGGUGAAAUUUUUAGUUGUUGUCAUAUAUAUGUUGAUCUGAGAGUGUUACAACUUGUUUGGGAGGAAAGAAUGGUAUGGAAAAAAUAAAAUAAUUUUAGAAUAUUUUAA
Carya illinoinensis is the source of this 1006-nucleotide messenger RNA. RefSeq names its product heat shock 70 kDa protein-like. Bases 240 to 677 code for a protein of 145 amino acids. Lineage: Eukaryota; Viridiplantae; Streptophyta; Magnoliopsida; Fagales; Juglandaceae. The record is from RefSeq and is a predicted model, not a curated record. The transcript has 2 exons.